UCUCUCUCUCUCUCUCUCUCUCUCUCUCUCUCUCUCUCUCUCUCUCGGCGCGUCAGAGUCUAUACGAUGAGAUGAGACUCUUCUCCGUCAUGUCCUCAGCCUGAGAUACUCCAUUGUUUUUCUCUUCCAUCCUCUGUUUUACCAAGGUUGAGUGCCCACUUUGCCCAUGUAAUGCAGAGAAAGAGUGGAUGUCUCUAGUUUUUACUUCCAUUCAGUCUGAGAAUUUUUCUCAGCUUGUAAAGCCUUUAAUGGGUUAAGGAACAUUCCAAAGACCUGGAGAGAUGGAAGAGAGACGAGAUGAUGCUGGCCCUUCAGAGCAGGGAUCUGCAAGUUCAACAUGGUGGCCUUCUGACAUUGUGGAAAGGUUUGAUUCUGUUUCUUUUGAAUCUCAAGGUGAGUCCUUGAGUAAAGAGACCUCAAGAAAUGCCGAGCAAGAUGGGUCUCCAGCUCAUAGAGCAUCACAAAAUCUUUGGGACAGUGGAGUGCUUUCUGAACCCAUUCCGAAUGGUUUCUACUCUGUCACUCCGGAUAAAAGACUCAAGGAGCUAUUUAGCAGAUUACCUACUUUGGACGAGCUUCAUGCUCUGGCUGAAGAAGGUUUCAGAACUGAGGUCAUUCUCGUAGAUUUUCAGAAGGAUAAGAAGCUAGGAAUGCUUAAGCAGUUGAUUUCUACACUUGUAAAAGGACUGAGCUCAAAUACAGCCUUGGUGAUUAAGAAAAUAGCUGGAUUGGUAGCUGACUUCUAUAAACGUCCGACUCUGGAAAGUCCGUCAAAACUUGCUGUAGAGGAAAUUGCUUUUUUGUCCGAAAACCAUGGUGCCCAGCUGCUUGGCCAAAUAAAGCGUGGUUCUUGCCGUACAAGGGCGAUUUUGUUCAAAGUUCUAGGAGAUGCUGUUGGACUUGAAAGUCGGCUGGUGUUGGGUCUUCCUAACGAUGGGACUAUGGAUUGCGUGGAUUCUGACAGACACAUGUCUGUUAUGGUUGUGCUAAACUCUGUCGAACUGCUUGUUGAUCUUGUGAGGUUUCCUGGGCAGCUGGUGCCUCAGUCAGCCAAAGCAAUUUUCAUGUCACACAUCUCAGCUACCGGAGAGAGUGAUUCUGCAGAAAAUGACUCAUGUGACUCACCCUUGGAGCCUAACAGUCCUUUAUAUGGUUAUUCAGAUAGAAUUGAUCCUGACAGCGCAGAAAAAGAUGAAACUCUUCAAUUUCAUCGGAAAUUAGAAGGAUAUCCAAAUGUAUCUGGUCCGUCAUUGCGUAAUCUAAUGUUCCGACCUGCUACCACCAUUGAGAGGAAAUUGAGCAAUUCCUCACACAGUGAACCAAAUAUUGCAACUGCAUUCUGGAGACGUAGCCGACGAAAAGUCAUUGCUGAGCAGAGAACAGCUAGCUCAAGCCCAGAACAUCCUUCUAUGCGAUCACGUGGACGAUCUAUGUUAGGUGCUGGUAGGAAUUCAAAUAGAGAUUGCAUGGGUGAUGCAUCUCCUUCAAGGUCCAACAGUGCAUCUACAUCGGAGACACGUAGAAAUAGACGACGAAGUAUUAGUGUUACACCAGAGAUUGGGGAUGACAUUGUAAGGGCUGUAAGAGCAAUGAAUGAUAAAUUGAAGCAAAAUCGUCUCUUGCAUAACCGGGGGGAUGAAAACAGCUCGAGUGUACAGAAUAAUGUGUCUGGCCUCCAUCUUGGUGAUGACUUAAAUCCUCAGAAGGCGAUGUCAUUGCCAUCGUCUCCUCAUGCUUACAGGAACCAAGCAUUUGGAAGAAGAGGGCCUUCAGACUUUGCUGUGAAAGAUUCAUGGAAUAAGGUUCUUGAAUCUUCAACAUUCCAGAAUCAGCCUUUGUUACCAUAUCAAGAAUGGAAUAUUGACUUCUCAGAGUUGACUGUUGGGACUAGGGUGGGAAUUGGGUUUUUUGGAGAAGUUUUUCGUGGAAUUUGGAAUGGAACAGAUGUUGCAAUCAAAUUGUUUCUGGAGCAAGAUCUUACUGUUGAAAACAUGGAAGAUUUUUGCAAUGAGAUAUCAAUUCUCAGCCGUCUUCGCCAUCCAAAUGUUAUAUUGUUUCUGGGUGCAUGCACUAGACCUCCGCGCUUAUCUAUGAUUACAGAGUACGUGGAAAUGGGUUCGUUGUACUAUUUGAUCCACAUGAGUGGUCAGAGGAAGAAGCUUAGCUGGCACAGGAGACUCAGGAUGCUUCGAGAUAUAUGCAGGGGCUUGAUGUGCAUACACCGGAUGAAGAUUGUUCACCGCGACCUAAAGAGUGCCAACUGCCUUGUGGACAAACAUUGGACUGUCAAGAUCUGUGAUUUUGGGCUGUCAAGGAUAAUGACAGAGGAUAGCGUGAAGGAUUCCUCAUCUGCUGGAACACCAGAGUGGAUGGCUCCUGAACUUAUUCGUAACGAACCAUUUACAGAGAAAUGUGACAUCUUUAGCCUGGGGGUCAUAAUGUGGGAGCUUUCUACAUUAAGUAAACCAUGGGAAGGAGUUCCCCCAGAGAAGGUGAUUUAUGCUGUUGCGAAUGAAAGGUCACGGUUGGAGAUUCCUGAAGGUCCACUCAGCAAGCUUAUCGCAGAUUGUUGGGCGGAACCAGAGGAACGGCCAAGCUGUGAGGAGAUACUUUCACGCUUACUUGACUGCGAGUACACGCUGUGUUAGCCAGAGGAUCCAUUUCAUGUGUACAGAGAAAUGGCAGCAGGUAUUACAAAAACAAGCCCUCGGCUGCCUUUUUAUUGUUAUUGUUAUCGGAACCAUCAAAAUCAAGUUUUACAAUGUGGAAGAGUUAGAUUCUCGGUAUUUGGUUAUAUAUAUAUAUAGGAGUUUGGAGAUGUUUUUCAGCUCAAAAGAACUCCGGUCCUUUUGCCUCCAUAACUCUCUCUUUGGUCUUUACCCGAGUCUUUGCAUUUCUUUCGAAAUCCCACGAGUGAAGGGGGGAAGAAGGCUUUUUUUGUUUGUCUGUUGAACAAUUUUCAUUUGCAGUUCUUUACGGUCAUAAAUGAUAAAACGGAAAUCUUGUUUGUCGCUUUGGAAAUUA
Messenger RNA from Tarenaya hassleriana, 3024 nucleotides. Its product is annotated as serine/threonine-protein kinase CTR1. The record is from RefSeq and is a predicted model, not a curated record. Gene Ontology annotation, biological process: protein phosphorylation. Bases 282 to 2648 code for a protein of 788 amino acids. Gene Ontology annotation, molecular function: protein kinase activity; ATP binding. The transcript has 17 exons. Lineage: Eukaryota; Viridiplantae; Streptophyta; Magnoliopsida; Brassicales; Cleomaceae.